UGCAACAGGUUUGCCUGCAGGUAAGCUGUGUACGAGCGGCCUGUGACAGUCAUAGCUCUGUGUGACUUUGAUAGGGAUACGGUAAACAGCACAUUUGGCGUGUUGGUGUGUCUGUUUUUAUCAGAGACAGUCAGUGUGUUGUUGUGCUGCUGUACCACUAAUGUCAGGUGAGAAGGUCUUCAGAAAAGAAUCACUCAGAACUGAACAGGUGACCAAACCAGUCUGAAUCCCCUGUGACCUCAGAGAUUAAAGGACGCCAUGGCCGCGAGAUACCCUUGGUGGAAGACCCUCACGGUGAGGAAGAAGAGAGACCAGGUGCUGAAGGACGAGAACGCGGAGAACGCAGAGAACGCGGCCGACGGCUCCAAACAAAAUGUGGACUCCCAGGAUAACAUGAAUUCCAGCCUCAUCUCCGACGAGACGUAUGACGACUCCCAGGAAGAGUCUGCAUUUAACGAGCACACCUCUCGGCGGAACCUGCGCGUCUCGCGCUCUGGGCGCUUUAAGGAGAAACGGAGAAUUCGGGUGACUCUACCCGAACACAACAACUUUCAUGACACCACGGCUGCUGUGGCCAAAUAACGACAAUGAAUUGUUGCGAAUGGGAUAUGGGUUUAUGCUUACAAUCGUUUACACUGUGUGCAAACUGAACGUUUUUUGGGAAUGUGGUUGUCAUGACAGGGGCUGUGGUUUUAAGUGCACAGCAGGCUAUGAAUAGCCUGGAGCCCGUCUCCCGUAAAUGGAUACCAGCUCUGUUCUCCCCACAACUGAAGGAUUCAAAAGUAGCAAAAAGAAUGAAGAAUAUUUAAAAGCCAGAUCGCCCUGGCACCUUUGAUUGUUCGUAUCAAUGUUUGUCUGCAAUUUGUCAUACGUUGUUGAAGGGAUACUUAUUUAUUAUUUGAUUGAAGUUGUGAUAAUUAUUAUGAAGGAUAAUUUAAUUUUGGUGUUGGUGACGAGUGUUACUAAACAUGGCUUACCGUCCGCUUACGUCCAUAUACAGUACGUCCAUUUUGCACAACACUGAUUGGCUGACAGGGCGUGCCGCAUCUGUCUGACAGGUGUUUGCUGCUGGUGUUGGUUGGUCGCGCUGGAUAAGUGACUACUUUGAGCAGGUGUAGCCUACGGUGUAGGCUGACAAUUACGCACCAAUACUGACCGAAGGCAAAGACCAUUGGUCUUGAGGGUAUGUGAUGCAGUCUAUUGUAGCUUAUAGUCAUUUACUGAAGUACAUUAAUGGUUAAUGAAGAUUUGUAUUCAUGAAAUAAAGUUGUCAUCACAAACAGGU
Messenger RNA from Alosa alosa (allis shad), 1285 nucleotides. Its product is annotated as proline-rich protein 15-like. The record is from RefSeq and is a predicted model, not a curated record. The coding region runs from base 259 to 582 and encodes 107 amino acids. The transcript has 2 exons. NCBI's taxonomy places the organism in Eukaryota, Metazoa, Chordata, Actinopteri, Clupeiformes, Clupeidae.